Messenger RNA from Lactuca virosa, 505 nucleotides. The record is from the annotation of a GenBank genome assembly. NCBI's taxonomy places the organism in Eukaryota, Viridiplantae, Streptophyta, Magnoliopsida, Asterales, Asteraceae.
UAAACAUGUUACAAUUCUCGGCCAGUUGAUGCUUCCCACCGCCAUUCUUUUAAUUUACAGCUUCUCCACAUAAAAGAAUCCAUUAUAUCGUUCUUCAACAACCUUUCACUUCCUUCCACCUUGUCCUUUUUUCUAUCCCGAUUUUGAUCGGCUUAAGAGCGGAGCUGUUGUCCCACCGUUUCUGCAUCAUUCAAUAUCAGUCUCAGGAGUUCAAUAUUAAUCUUAGGAGAGAAGCAUGGUCACACACAGAAAGAGAAGGACUUUUUCGGAACUGACUGUCUUCUCACCCGUAAAACUGAUGGAUGGAUCAAGGAAACAGAGCAGUCAAUGGCUGAAAACCUACUCGAGGUGUACCAAAGCUUUGAAUUUGAAUAAUUCUUCAAACAGAAGAAGCGACUCUCAGUUUGAAGGUGUGCAAUUUUCCAGAAUUAUCAAAACCAUCGGCAAAACGUAUCCCGUACGAAAGUUAAGGGCCAGGUCAGCAAAAGGGAGGAUAGUGAAUUAA